AUCGAGGAAUGGGUCUGUUUGCUAUCGACCACUUCCUGGGCUUUCACUCUCUACAGAGACUUCGCAAAAAGUAUGGAUGAACUCCCUCUCGAUAUGUUGCACCCUGCCGUGCGCGAUCACUUGUCACUUAUCCGGCUGCAGGUAUUGACACCACUAUCGCUACUGGUGAACAUAGCAACAGUUUUGAUAUGUUCAUUGAUGGUAUCACCGUCCAUUGGACAAGUGACGAAAUGGUUCCCCACAUCAAUCUCUCCGUAUCCUCCUCUCAUCGCUGCAUACAUAUUAGCGAUAUAUAUCGGUCAGAUUGGGUAUUGUUUCAUGAUUGUUCUUGUCAGGAAGCCUGAGACUAAGAAAACUAUUGUGAAAGGAGUAGGGCUCGCGUUGGUCUUUUCUAAUUGGGUCAUGGCUGCGUGGGCCAUUUCUUGGAUUUUCCGCUCGUUCAUAGUGUCAACGAUUCUCUUGGGCAUUCUUGUCCUUCUCUUGCUAUACUCCAACAUCGUCUUGAUAGUAUACCACCCGCCUACUCGACAACGUCCCCUUGAUAUUGCGUUCAUUCACGCGCCGAUGCGGCUCUUUCUCAUCCUGCCACUCUCGCUUCUAUUUCCGUAUUCCCUAUUCGUUGCCUUGGGACACGCGUGGAACCCAAAUCAUCCAGAUCAUUACAAUGGGCAUCAAUGGGAAGGCUUCGGGGUAGUGCUCGGCACGAACAUCCUCGGCCUCCUCCUCAUCAUGAUCCGACGCGAUAUCAUCUGGUGCGUCGGUGCAACAUGGAUCUGCGUUGCGGUAUGGGCAAGCAGAUUGAAACCUGCAUCCGUAUAUAUCACGGAAAUCAUGUUCACGGUCUUGCACCCACUCGGCCUGAUCACGUCUGCAUUGUGGGUGACCUUCGCAGAAAGGCGACACGAAGGAAGAAUCAGGCUUGCUGUCAAUGACGAAACGCCCCGCACGGUUGAGAACGGAAGGCAAGGGCCCCACGAAGUAAGCCCUGACUGGAGCUAG
Messenger RNA from Heterobasidion irregulare TC 32-1, 999 nucleotides. RefSeq lists its product as uncharacterized. The coding region runs from base 73 to 999 and encodes 308 amino acids. The record is from RefSeq and is a predicted model, not a curated record. Lineage: Eukaryota; Fungi; Basidiomycota; Agaricomycetes; Russulales; Bondarzewiaceae. The transcript has 7 exons.